AUGGCUCAGACCCAAUGCCCCUCCAUGUACACCCAUAUGGGGUCCCUGACCUCCUAUGCCGAUAUUCCUGCACUGCGCAUUGCCCACGGCUACUUGGCCGCGCUGGACAGCCUCGACUUUGAAGCCCACGACCCAACCAUCUUCUUCGCCGACAAUGCCGCCUUCUUCGACUCCACAAACAGCGUCUACCGAUCGUCCGCCGCCAUCUGGACCGGCAUCAAGUCACGCUUCGGAGACUUCGAGUUCAUGCACCACCAAACAUGUUUGACUCGGGUCCUCGGCCCAGAUGUGCGCUCUCUCAAAAACGGCGAGAGGCACGUCGUCAGCGUGCAGGCAAUCAUGCUCUGCAGGCUGAAGGGUUGGGAGGAAGAAAGGAUCGUUGAGGUUCCGCGCAUGUUCGAAUUCAUCGUUGGCCCCGUCGAAGCGCCCGCACCUGCCGCGGCCGACACAGAGCCAGACGAGGGCGUUGAGCUCGACGCGGAAGCAGAGGCCCGAGAUGUACACGAGGACCAUGUCGACGCAGCACCGCGUCCCGCAAAGAGAGGCUACCAAGGCCUGCACAUCUACGAAGGGAAGGUGUGGUGGGACUCUGGCGCUCUCACAAGAGCCAUCGAAGAGAAAAAGAAGGAGGACGAGCGGCGCAGGUUCCGCGACAUCAUGACUUUGAACAACGGCUUCCUUGGCCAGAGACCCCGGCACGGCCGGUGA
Messenger RNA from Diplodia corticola, 708 nucleotides. RefSeq lists its product as uncharacterized. Bases 1 to 708 code for a protein of 235 amino acids. The record is from RefSeq and is a predicted model, not a curated record. Lineage: Eukaryota; Fungi; Ascomycota; Dothideomycetes; Botryosphaeriales; Botryosphaeriaceae. The transcript has a single exon.